AUGGAGAGUAGGGGGUGGACCGAUGGUGGUGGUGCUUGGGAGUGGAGGAGACGCCUUUUGGCGUGGGAGGAGUCGGUGUCCCAGUGUACAUCUCUGUUGCAGAAUGUUGUUUUGCAGGACCAUAUUAUUGACAGGUGGCGGUGGAUUCUUAACCCUAUUCAUGGCUAUUCCGUUAAGGGUACUUACUCUUAUCUCACGGCGUCGGGUAUCUAUUCAGAGUGUGGGUUGUCUGUCGAUUUGUGGAAGAAGCAAGUUCCGCUUAAGGUCUUUGUUUUUGUUUGGCGACUUCUCCGCAAUCGAAUUCCCACUAAAGACAACCUUCUCCGUAGGCGCAUCAAUUCUCUUGACAACACUUCCUGUACUGGUGGGUGCGGUUCUUCCGAGACUGCGAAUCAUUUACUCAUCCAUUGUGUUUUUUUUGGUAUGGUGUGGCAUCGUAUCUAUCAGUGGCUAGGCAUCUCAUUUAUUGUUCCAGCAUCCGCUAGUGAUCACCUUCAUCAUUUUGGUCACCCUGCGGGGAUACCGCGAUCGUCACACUCUUUUGUGACGGUAAUUUGGAUGGCUGAUGUUUGGGUUAUCUCGAAGGAAAGAAACAACAAGAUUUUUAACCAGAAGAUUGACACCUUGGACAUUUAG
Medicago truncatula (barrel medic) is the source of this 636-nucleotide messenger RNA. RefSeq lists its product as uncharacterized. The transcript has a single exon. NCBI's taxonomy places the organism in Eukaryota, Viridiplantae, Streptophyta, Magnoliopsida, Fabales, Fabaceae. The coding region runs from base 1 to 636 and encodes 211 amino acids. The record is from RefSeq and is a predicted model, not a curated record.